AUGUUCGAGAUACUCGACGGCGAUGUUGUUUGUUUUCAGGAGACGAAGAUCCAGGCUCGCGAUGUCACUGAGUCGAUGGCGCUGGUAGGUGGAUAUAACGCUUUUUUCACGUUUCCAGUCGCGAAAAAGGGGUACAGUGGCGUGGUUAUUUACGUGAAAAACGACAUCGUUGUAUACAAAGCUGAACAGGGUAUCACUGGGUGGCUGGCCAGCCAGGAUCACGAGUAUAAGUCAAGGUUCCAGAGUCAGAACCAGAGUCGGAAUCAGAGUUGGAGUGCAACCCAAAGCCCGAGUUGGAAUCAGAGCCAGAAUCGGAGUCAGGAUCAGAGUCUGGAUCAGAGUCUGGAUCAGAGUCUGGGUCGGAGUCUGAAUGCAGCAUCUGGCAGUGAUAACGGCAGUGGAGGUUUCGAGAAAUUGGCAUACAGAGACCUGCCGCCAGAUGAGUGUAUAGGAGGGUAUCCGGGUAAUAUUGACGAGAAAGUGGGACUGGAAAUUGACUCGGAAGGCAGAUGUGUAGUGCUAGAUCUGGGGUAUUGUGUGGUGAUAGGACUAUACUGUCCGGCUGAUUCUAUGGGUGAUAAAACAGAGUUUCGAAUUGCGUUUUUUGAGGCCCUUGAUAUCCGGAUCCGAAACCUGCUGAGUCUAGGGAGACGGGUCGUGGUACUGGGAGAUCUGAAUGUGACACGAGAUAUCGUCGAUUCAGCCAAAGGUCGAGUGGAAUUGGCAAAAGAGGGUCGACUGACGUCGGCCAAUCCUCAAACGGGAAUUCAAACUCCCGAGGAGUUUCUUAAAGCAAAUGAAAAAGAAGCCCAACUGUGGAGAUCUGCUUCUGACGUACGGAUAUUAUUUCAUAAAUGGCUAAAUAGGGACGGAGAUGUUGGACUUCGCGAUACUACACGAGAUCUACAUCCCCACAGAUGGGGCAUGUACACAUGUUGGAAUCAGUUGAUAGAUGCCAGACCGGGAAAUUUUGGUUCUAGAAUAGAUUAUGUGCUUACUUCGCCGGGAAUUGAGUACAUAGAAGCAGACAUUCUUCCUCAAUUGUAUGGAUCCGACCACUGUCCUGUGUAUGCCGAUUUGCUUUGGGAAGUUUCUUCACAGGACUCCUCACAGGGAACAUCUCUGGAAGAAUCUAUAGAAGCAUCAUCACAGGCAACGCUAGAUUCAGCGACGGCAAUACCAGAUUCAGUAACGACAGACUCAGCAAUUCCAAAUUCGGCGACAAACUCAUCCAAAACACAAUUGCAACAUCCUGGCCAACCUAUACCACCUGCACAACAACCCUACUUACCUCGCAUGUGUGCAUCCUUCAUGCCACAAUUUACCACAAAGCAAGCCAAUAUUAGAGCCCUGUUUUCAUCUUAUGGUGGUCCCAGCACCGAUAAUCAUAAAAAAACCUCACAACCCCCUGUCAAUGCCCGUCGCCCCACUUUGGAUGCAGAUGAAACUGACCGCUUGCAUUUGCAGUUCGUGACUCCUCCUAAUGCAGCAUUAAAGAGGCCGCCAUCCAAACCGAUAAAAGCCACUGCAUCAAAGUUUCAGAAAACCGGCACCAAGAAACGUGCACAAUCGUCUAUUUUAUCCUUUUGGAACAAACCUGAACCGGCCACCAAUAAUUCCGCCCUUAAUUCUAACCAUAGUACAUUAUCUCCGAUAACAACAUCAAGCAAAGAAGAAAUAUCAACACCAGUUUCUGAAUCGACUGAAUCUAUUGCUGAUACUGAACCCUAUUCAAUAACAACCCCAAAAAAUUCCAAAUCUGGAGAAUGGAAAAAACUCUUUGCCGCACCUGAACCUCCUCUUUGCAAAGUACACCAAGAACCAUGUAAAUUACUGAUUUCCAAGAAAAAUGGCCCGAAUAAGGGUCGUGCAUUUUGGAUCUGUUCAAGGUAA
Molecule: messenger RNA, 1893 nt
Organism: Sugiyamaella lignohabitans
Lineage: Eukaryota; Fungi; Ascomycota; Dipodascomycetes; Dipodascales; Trichomonascaceae
Gene: APN2
Product: DNA-(apurinic or apyrimidinic site) lyase APN2
Exons: 1
Coding region: 1-1893 (630 amino acids)
Biological process (GO): base-excision repair
Cellular component (GO): nucleus
Molecular function (GO): endonuclease activity; zinc ion binding; DNA binding
Source: RefSeq, a predicted model, not a curated record